Messenger RNA from Haliotis rufescens (red abalone), 1221 nucleotides. RefSeq names its product forkhead box protein G1-like. Gene Ontology annotation, biological process: regulation of transcription by RNA polymerase II. NCBI's taxonomy places the organism in Eukaryota, Metazoa, Mollusca, Gastropoda, Lepetellida, Haliotidae. Gene Ontology annotation, cellular component: nucleus. The record is from RefSeq and is a predicted model, not a curated record. Bases 1 to 1221 code for a protein of 406 amino acids. The transcript has a single exon. Gene Ontology annotation, molecular function: DNA-binding transcription factor activity; sequence-specific double-stranded DNA binding.
AUGGUUCAGUUUGAAGAGAAAGCAAAGUCUUUGAAACGCUCUCUUAAUCCUUUUAGUAUCAGAAGAAUGCUUGGAGAGGAGUCGGACAGCGACACUGAAGAGUCUAGUCUGGAAGUGGUCAACAGAACCCCACAGAAUGACAGCGUCGCAGACAGAGAUAACAUUUUUGUAGAUGUUGUCAGUGAUGUUAAGGAGGAAGUUUCAGAGGCACUUUCAACAGAAGAUGGAAGAGUGUGUGAGGAUGUCAUAUCUGACACUGAUAUGGACAAAAGUGACGAUGCUGAGAGUUUCUCGGAGGAUAAGACAGAGGAAAGUAAGGGGGUGAACGACGAUGGAGAGAAGGGGAAGAGUGAAAAGAAGCCCGAGAAACCCCCAUUUAGUUACAAUGCUCUCAUCAUGAUGGCGAUCAGGAGCAGCCCCGAGAAGAGACUCACACUAAGUCAGAUAUACGAGUUUAUCAUGAAAAACUUUCCAUAUUACAAAGAUAACAAGCAAGGUUGGCAAAACUCUAUUCGCCACAACCUAAGUCUGAACAAGUGUUUUGUGAAGGUCCCCCGACACUACGACGAUCCUGGCAAGGGCAACUAUUGGAUGCUUGAUCCAUCUUGUGACGAUGUGUUCAUUGGUGGCACCACUGGGAAACUCAGGCGGAGGUCCACUCUGGCAUCACGGAGUCGACUUGCUGCUCUCAAGAGAGCUGGAUUUCCUCACCUCACCCCACCGUCCUACCCGUUCCAGUCGGACCGCCUCCACCCGUAUGCUGCCUGCACCCCCCUAUACUCACUGCCGGGCUUGGCAGGUAGUCGAUACUCGCCUCUCCCAUAUCACCCCUACCCACUACAAAUGACACCUGCCACGGUUACGUCUGAUAGAUUUUUACAGAAGAAUGGACUAAAUUUUUCGGUGGACAAACUGCUGUCGGAAACAUCCCGGUCUUCGGAAACAGGGCAGGUCCCCUGUACAAACCCCAUGUACGGGCGUCAGGAAUCGGCUCUUGCUGCGUGGCGAGCUUCCUACUUCCUACAAGGAUUCCAGGGCCUGGACCCCCAGCUCAGGGGUCUUGAGUUAUAUCAACAUCUGAAAGCAGCGCCCGUGCCGCACAUGCCAGGUCUGUCAACAUAUGCACCCCCGUCAAGACUGUCAAAGGCGAGCGGGACUCUCAUCUCAUCGCCUGAUAGUUCAUUCUCCCCGGUUUCAGUGAGUGACAAAACUACUGGCUAG